GAAGAUGCACAGGAGUUUCUCAGCUCUGUCAUGGAUAGAAUGCAUGAUGAACUACUCAAGCUUGAAGGACAACGCUGGACUGCUGUUGGGAGUAAAUCAUCUGUAGUAUCGUCUUCAGAAGAAGAUGAAUGGGAGACAGUUGGCCCAAAGAACAAAUCUGCAGUGACAAGAACACAAAGUUUUGUUCCUUCGAAACUAAGUGAAAUAUUUGGAGGACAAUUGAGAAGUGUGGUGAAGGCAAAAGGAAACAGAGCUUCUGCUACUGUUCAACCAUUUCUAUUGCUCCAUCUUGAUAUUCACCCUGAAGCUGUACAUACUAUUGAGGAUGCACUUAAGCUGUUUUCUGCACCAGAAACUCUCGAGGGCUAUCGAACAUCAACGACUGCGAAGGGAGGUGUCGUGACUGCAAGUAAAUCAACUAAAAUCCAAUCACUUUCGAAGAUAAUGAUACUGCACUUGAUGCGCUUUGGUUAUGGAAGCCAAGGAAGCACUAAGUUGCUCAAGCCUGUGCAUUUCCCGCUUGAGUUGGUCUUAAGCCGUGAAUUGCUCGUUUCUUCAUCUACUGAGGGCCGAAAAUAUGAACUUGUUGCUACAAUAACUCACCAUGGGAGAGAGCCAUCAAAGGGGCACUAUACUGCAGAUGCGUGCUAUGCGAAUGGUCAGUGGUUGCGGUUUGAUGAUGCGUCUGUAACACCAAUUGGCACGAAUAAGGUCUUGCAUGAUCAAGCAUAUGUCCUUGUCUACAAACAAUUAUAGAUGGCUAAUGAGAAGUUUUUGUCAUUAACUUCCCUCUAAGAGGGGAUUUGUCUCAUUAAUGAUGGGGCUGAUCUGCUUACACUAAUUAAAUGUCAUGUCAGGGCCAAAAUUUUGGCAUAUAGCCAGUGUGUAGCAAAGGAGCUAGACAAGUUAUGGAAAUUUGAAUGUGAUUAUUUAUUCAAGUUUUAUGUCUUGUGAUUUUGUAAGUAUACAAAUAAAGCUUGAAAGGCGAAGAUGUAGAAAAUGAAUUGAGAGGCCGUCAUGAAAGAGGAAAAAGAAAAAG
Molecule: messenger RNA, 1039 nt
Organism: Morus notabilis
Lineage: Eukaryota; Viridiplantae; Streptophyta; Magnoliopsida; Rosales; Moraceae
Product: ubiquitin carboxyl-terminal hydrolase 24-like
Exons: 4
Coding region: 31-756 (241 amino acids)
Biological process (GO): protein deubiquitination
Cellular component (GO): nucleus; cytosol
Molecular function (GO): cysteine-type deubiquitinase activity; cysteine-type endopeptidase activity
Source: RefSeq, a predicted model, not a curated record